AUGGCAAGCUCGCCAGCGGGCAGCGCGAGCGGGCGCGACACGAGAACACAGUUGUUCGUAGGCAACCUCCCUUACCGCGUCCGUUGGCAAGAUCUCAAGGACCUCUUCCGCCGUGCCGGUACGGUCCUCCGCGCGGACGUCGCUCUCGGACCCGACAACCGCUCGCGCGGGCACGGCACGGUCCUGCUCGCGUCGCAGGAGGAUGCAGAGCGCGCGAUUGGGAUGUUUCAGGGAUGGUGCUGGCAGGGGCGCGUGCUGGAGGUGAGGAAGGACAGGGUUAUUACUGGGGAGGAGGGACUGGGGCUUGGAGUAGGGAGCGCGCUGCCGAGUCCAUUGGGUGCUGGAGGAGGGUUUGGGGCGGGCAUGGGUAACGGGCUGGCGAGUCCGGCGCCGAUGAGUAGGUUCAACUCGGGAUCGGGGUUGGGUGAGUGGCCAUGUUCUACUCGAGGGAGAUCGCUGCCAUUCCAUAUACAGUGGCAAGAUCUGAAGGACCUCUUCCGUCAAGCUGGCGGGGUCACACGCGCAGACGUUGCGUUGGGAGCCGACGGCCGGUCAAGAGGGUUUGGCACGGUCAGCUUCUCGAACGAGCAGGAUGCGGAGAGGGCGGUGCGGAUGUUCAACGGGUACGUGGCUUGUAUCUGUCUUCGCGCUUCGUGCGGACACUCAGUCGCAAGCGUCCUGAUGUUUCGCGGUGAAGGUACGAGUACAACGGGCGUGCGCUGA
Molecule: messenger RNA, 723 nt
Organism: Fomitopsis serialis
Lineage: Eukaryota; Fungi; Basidiomycota; Agaricomycetes; Polyporales; Fomitopsidaceae
Exons: 3
Coding region: 1-723 (240 amino acids)
Biological process (GO): regulation of mRNA stability involved in response to oxidative stress
Cellular component (GO): cytoplasm; post-mRNA release spliceosomal complex; nucleus
Molecular function (GO): mRNA binding
Source: RefSeq, a predicted model, not a curated record